Messenger RNA from Branchiostoma belcheri (Belcher's lancelet), 2016 nucleotides. RefSeq lists its product as uncharacterized. NCBI's taxonomy places the organism in Eukaryota, Metazoa, Chordata, Leptocardii, Amphioxiformes, Branchiostomatidae. The record is from RefSeq and is a predicted model, not a curated record. Bases 95 to 1834 code for a protein of 579 amino acids. The transcript is spliced from 3 exons. Gene Ontology annotation, biological process: proteolysis. Gene Ontology annotation, molecular function: nucleic acid binding; zinc ion binding; aspartic-type endopeptidase activity.
UGACAUUCCAGACGGGCCGAUUGAAGUAAAUAAACUGUAGCAUAGUCGGGCCAACAGAAGGCAGAGAGAGAGAGAAAAAAAAGGAGGGAGUAAAAUGGAUCUUCUCGAGGCCGGGGAGAAGCUAGGCCUCUCAGGGGAGGAACUACGGAGGUUUGUGGGAGAACAACAGGCCAGGGAAAGGGACGAAAGGGCGGAAGAGAGAGAGCUGGAGAAGCUGAGGUUAGAAGCCGAAAGGCUGAAGAUAGAGGCUGAAGAGAAGGACAAGGAGCGACAGAUAGAGAUAGAGAAGCUGAAGUUUGAAGCGGAAAGGCAGAAGGUGGAAAAUGAAGAGAAGGAGAGGAAACGACAGACCGAAAUGGAGAAGCUGAAGAUGGAAGCGGCAGAGCGAGAGAAGGCGAUGGAAGCGGCAGAGAGAGAGAAGGCUAGGGAAGCGACAGAGAGAGAGAAGGAGGCAGAAAGAAAACAUCAGCUGGAAAUGAAGAAGUUGGAGGUGGAGAUGGCCGCUGUGGGACCGCCGACAGGGGGGCAGGCCGUGGCCAAGGUACCGAGGCUGCCAUCAUUCGUGGAUGAAAAGGAUGACCUGGAUGCGUACCUGUUAAGGUUUGAAAGAUUUGCGACCUCUAGCCAAUGGGCCGAGGACAAAUGGGCCGCACACUUAAGUGCGCUGUUGACGGAAGAAGGCUUUCGGGCCAAGUUCCGACAGAACAAGGCAGAAAAGGGGGAAAGCCCGCAACAGUUUAUCGUGAGGCUCACCAGCUACCUUGAGCGCUGGGUGGAGUUAGCUGAAUCGUCCAAGAGCUACGAGGGCCUCAGGGAUUUGUUCGUAAAGGAACAGUUUCUGGAGGCGUGCCCACGAGACCUGGCAGUACGGCUUCGGGAGCAGGGCCCGUCAUCAUUGGACGAACUAGCCGGGAUGGCCCAACAUUACUUGGAGGCCCACGAGAGAGAGCUCGGCAAGAAGGAGGAGGAGGAGGGGAAGAAAACAACACCAGUCCGCAGCCGCGCCUAUCUCGGGACAACGAGCGGGGUAGCUACGUGUUACACCUGCGGGGACCCCAGCCAUUUUGCGAGGGACUGUCCUAUGUCCAAACAGGACGCCCGAUCCACAGGGGCUACGUCCUUCUUUGGGGGGAGGAAGAUCAGGUUCCCACAGACAGCAUUUGACCUCACAGGCCAGGUGGAGGGAAAGACGGUCCCGUUGCUGUUGGACACUGGCAGUACACAGACGCUGAUCAGAGAGGACCUGGUGGAUCCGACAAAAAUCGCACAUGACAAUCAAGGCGGCAUUACUUGCAUUCAUGGCGAUGAAAGGAAGUACCCGACUGCACUAGUAGAGGUCCAGAUAGGACACAGAAGCUACAAGAUAAAUGCGAAAGUGACCCCAAACCUCCCACACCCCGCUAUACUCGGACGGGAUGUUCCCCAUCUUGCCGAACUGGUACAGCAGUGCGCAUCUGGAAGGCUGGCACGGGAGUCGCUCGUGGCUACGAGGGCUCAAGCACGCAAGGCAGCUCAGGGGUUUAUCGGCUUACAGAAAGCAAUGCAGCAAUCUGGAGUUCAACCGCGGCAAUUCUUGUCAACAUUCGGUCAUUAUAGGAAUGGUUAUGAUCGUGGCGGCACCAAGUCGUACAACUUUGCCGGCUAUAGACCAAAACUGCGCCUGGCUGCACGUACCAAACCCUUUGGGAGCCCUCAUCUCCCAGCACCAGGGAAGGCCCAGUGGCGCAUCUUUGGUGGCGCCAAACCGGUGGACACAGCAGCGAGGGAGCGCAUGAUUGAUGAGAAGCUGUCACAACAGAAGGUCGGGGUGUGGAGGCACCCCACCUGGGGUUGACGCAUCGGGCGGGAAAGGCCAAUGCCAACGCCGACGCGCUGUCCCGGGCCUAAGACAAUGCCCUAUGCACGCACGGUGCUCAGUACUAGUACUAGUAGGACUCUCUAGUGUUACGUAGGAUCUUAGACCAUUAUCCAUUAUGGCUGUUAGAGAAAGGACACAUUCAUAUAUACUUUAGAUCA